Messenger RNA from Dendronephthya gigantea, 2741 nucleotides. Its product is annotated as thimet oligopeptidase-like. The transcript is spliced from 25 exons. Gene Ontology annotation, molecular function: metalloendopeptidase activity. Gene Ontology annotation, cellular component: mitochondrial intermembrane space. The coding region runs from base 139 to 2148 and encodes 669 amino acids. Lineage: Eukaryota; Metazoa; Cnidaria; Anthozoa; Malacalcyonacea; Nephtheidae. Gene Ontology annotation, biological process: proteolysis; peptide metabolic process. The record is from RefSeq and is a predicted model, not a curated record.
AACACGUGUGACUGUGAGAACAUUUGUUUAUCACUAUAAACAAUUGCAGGUGCAAAUCAGUACAAAAAGGCAAACAUUGUACUGUAUUUUUUACACUUGGGUGUGUCAUUUUUGUUUCUAAACGACUGUACUGCAAAAAUGGCAGAUAUAGUGGGAAUAUCCAAUUUAGACUGGACGUUGUCGGCAUCAGAAAUAAGCCAGGAAACGGAUAAACUUAUUGUGAGAACUAGAAAGGUUUAUGAUCAAAUUGGAUCUUUAAAGCAGGAAGAUGUUUGUUUUGAGAAUACAAUUAAGGUUUUAGGAGAACAUAUGGCAUAUCAUAAAACAAUGCAAAGUAUUCUAGAAUUUCCACAACAUGUUUCACCAGAUAAGGAAAUCCGUGAGGCCAGCACACUCUCUGAUAAAAAGAUGUCAGAAUUUGAAGUUGAAAUGAGCAUGAGGGAAGAUGUUUUUUCAAACCUUGUGUCUCUUCAGCAAAACAAAAAAGAGCCAUUUAAAGAGCCAGAGUCUGAAAGAUAUUUAGAACGACUAAUUAAAUUGGGAAAAAGAAAUGGUCUGCAUCUAUCGCAAGAAGUUAGAGAUGAAAUAAAGGAGAUCAAAAAAAGAAUCAGUGAUCUUGGAAUUGAUUUUGGAAAGAAUUUAAAUGAAGAAAACACAAUUUUAGAGUUUUCUGAAGACGAGCUUGCUGGACUGCCAUCGGAGUUCAUAGAGAGUCUUGAUAAGAGCGAGGAUGGACGACGAAAGGUCACGUUGAAGUAUCCUCAUUACUUUCCUUGUAUGCGAAAAGCCUCUAAUCCUCAAACAAGACAAACGUUGGAGAAAGCAUUUAAUUCCAGAUGUUUGAAGGAAAAUACUGCAAUCUUGGAGGAACUGGUAGAAUUACGACAAAAAAUGGCGACAAUACUUGGAUAUCCAACGCACUCGAGUUAUGUUUUGGAGAUGAGAAUGGCUGAAACUCCUGAGAAAGUAUCUAAUUUUCUCUCAGAUUUAACUCAGAAAAUGACACCGCUGGGCGAGGAUGAUCUUCAGUCAAUGCUCGAGCUAAAAGCGGAGGAGUGUAAGGAACUUGGGUAUGAGAAUGAUAACAAGAUUAAUGGUUGGGAUCUAAGAUAUUAUAUGACAAGAAUCGAAGAAACAAAAUAUGCUGUUGAUCAAAAUAAACUAAAAGAAUACUUUCCUUUGUCUGUUGUUACUGAAGGUUUGCUGAACAUUUAUCAGGAACUUCUGAAGCUUAAAUUUGAGGAAAUUGUCAACCCCCCAGUCUGGUGUGAUGAAGCUCGUAUGUUUAGCGUUAAAGAUGCGGAGUCUGGGAAACUAAUGGGAUAUUUUUAUCUGGAUUUAUUUCCAAGAGAAGGAAAAUUCGGUCAUGCAGCCUGUUUUCCUCUACAGGCUGGCUGUCAGUUGGUCGAUGGUUCUAGACAGCUUGCAGUUGCAGCCAUGGUGGCUAACUUUACGAAACCAACGAAGGAGCGGCCAUCAUUAUUAAUGCAUACUGAAGUUGAAACAUAUUUCCAUGAAUUUGGUCACGUGAUGCAUGGUUUAUGUACCCAAGCUAUGUAUCCAAUAUUUAGUGGUACAAGGGUGGAACGCGAUUUUGUUGAAGCUCCUUCUCAGAUGCUAGAAAAUUGGUGUUGGGAAAAGGAACCUUUGAAAAGAAUGUCUUCACAUUAUCAAGAUGGUUCACCUUUACCAGAAGAAAUGCUGCACACGUUAAUAAAAUCACGCAACGCAAAUACUGGAGUGUUUAACUUAAGACAGAUUUUACUUGGAAGCUUUGAUCAAGCAAUUCACACCCGUGAUAAGGCGGACACUGCAAGUAUCAUGGCACAAUUGUCGCAAGAGAUUAUGAAGGUCCCAGUCACUCCAGGAACUAAUAUGUCAGCCUCAUUUGGUCAUUUAGCUGGUGGAUAUGAUGCACAGUAUUGUGGAUACUUGUGGAGUGAGGUGUACAGUAUGGAUAUGUUCUAUAGUCGCUUUAAGAAGGAGGGAAUCAUGAAGAGCGACGUAGGAAUGCUUUACAGGAAGUGUAUAUUGGAGCCUGGUGGAUCUUUGGAUGCUAAAGAUAUGUUAAGAAAUUUUCUUGGUCGUGAACCUAAUAAUGCAGCAUUCUUAGAAAGUAAAGGAUUGCAAGUAGAAACUUUAGCGUAAUAUUUAUUAUUUGUAUAAGACUACGUUUUUCAUUAUAUUUACAUAUUAAAUUAUAUCAGAAGGGGAUAAUAGGUAUAGCAUAGCUUUGAGCUAGAAUUCCUUCUUUCUAUGGAUAAAAUAACGCGCGAGUGGGCAAAAUAGUUCAUCAAGUGAAGAUCAUGUGUAUGAUAUGUUUUCUGUGUAUGCAGCUGAAAAAGAUGGCGUUUUUUAUUGAUUUAGCGAAAUCUUACCCCGCCUGUCAAAAAUGCUGAAAAUCUCGCUAAUUUAUAAGGGAAGAAUAAAGCAACUAAGGAUCGUUUAGAAACAUAAGUGGAGUUUAUUUUUAGCUUAUGUUUGCACCAUCAUUGUCAUUGAAACCUUCGUUGAACCAGGUUGCAGUAAUCCACGUGACCACGUAUGUCGGACGCAUUAAGACCUUGCAAAGAUGUGCUGCUAGUUGGCGUUUAUCAAACAACUAUCCAUAUCACCUAGUAGUUCGUCUUUAUUAAACAAUUAUCCAUAUAUCACCUAGCAGUUCGUCUUUAUUAAACAACUAUUCAUAUCACCUAGUAGUUCGUCUUUAUUAAACAACUAUCCAUAUAUCACCUAGUAGU